UUCACGAGUAAAUCUCCGAAGAAAAAUAAUUCGUAUCAUUGUUAUAAUAAGAAAUUGUAUAUAAAUUAUUUAAGAAAUGUAUGAUAUAGAAAUAUAUUUACUUUGAUUCUUCGUUAAUACUUGAAGGAUAUCCUGAAAGAACUUCGAAGUUUACUCAUCGAGGAACACAAAGGAGAAUUGAACCGAUAACAAUUAAAAAAGAGAGAGUAUCGAUGAAAGCACGUUGGAAUGCGAGUAAAUACUAACUCGCACGAAUCAUCAAAGUUAAUAGAAGGAGAGUGUUUAUGUUUAUAUUGUACAAGGUCAAUAAUUCCGAGAUACAAAUUUUAAAGUAUUGAAAUAUCAAACACACGUGUUUGAUAGAUUUGUAAAAAUAUACGAAAAAUAAAAUACACCAAUGAACGAGGACUCUUUCAUAAACACAGAUUCUGAUUGGUUAACUCUAUAUUUACGUUCUUGAACGCAAAAGAAUGAGAUAGUAGAAAGAAUCCAGAAAUAAAUUAUCAGAUUGGUAGACAUGUUAGAUUUAUUUAACGUAUUUUGUGAACAUCUUAUAAAACGAAAUACAUCUCUAAUUUAAUUAAAAAUUGAAAUAGAUUAAGAAAAAAAAAAAAAGGCGAAGAAGACUGAUAAAGUGAUUUGAUGUAAUGAGUAAUGUUAAUCAUGGAUUCGUUGCUGUACACGUGGGUGCAGGACAUCAUUCCGAUUCAACUAAAGACAAAUAUCAAAAAUUAUGUCGCGAAGCGUGUAGAGCAGGUAUACAAAAUAUUAAAUCCGGUGGUAGUGCAUUAGAUGCAGUGGUUAAUGCUACAAUUGUGUUAGAAGAUUCACCUUUAACAAAUGCUGGAUUUGGUUCUAACCUUACAGUUAAUGGAACAGUAGAAUGUGAUGCUAGUGUUAUGGACGGUACUAAUUUGCAGUUUGGUGCAAUAGGUGCAGUUAGUGGUAUCAAAAAUCCUGUCUUCCUUGCAAAACGUUUAUGCGAACAACAAUCAAAGAAAAUUGGAUAUGGAAGAAUUCCACCAAGUUUUUUGGUUGGACAUGGAGCACAUACAUGGGCACAAGAAAUGGGUAUACAAAUAUUAUCACCUGAACAGUUAAUAUCAAGAAAAGCAGAAAAAAUAUACAAGUAUUACAAAAGACAAGUGGAAAAUAGUGAUGAUGAAGUACAUAAGUAUGCUAAAAGACGAAUGGAUACUGUGGGUGCAAUAUGUGUAGAUAAAAAUGGGAAUAUAGCAUCAGCUUGUUCUAGUGGUGGUAUCAUUCUUAAAUAUCCAGGAAGAGUAGGUCAAGCUGGUGUAUGGGGAUGUGGUACUUGGGCAUGUAAAGAUAAGUAUUCAGUUGGUACAAGUACAUCUGGUUGCGGAGAACAUCUUAUUCGUACUACACUUGCAAGAUCAAUAGCAGAAGCAAUUGUAAAUACAUCCUGUCCAACAACUAGCUUACAUCAAGCUAUGAAAACUAAUUUUAUAGAAUCUAGAUUCUUAGAUGGACUUGAAAAGAAAUUAGGUGGAGUUAUAGCAAUUCGAUAUUCACCGCAAGAAAAACUUGGCGAUUUUCUUUGGAGUUAUUCUACUAAUUCAAUGAUCAUAGGCUACAUGAAUUCUAAUGAACGGACAUCAAUAAGUCAUAUGUCAGUUUUACCUACACGUGAAGUUGGAAAAAAAGCAGUAGUCGAAGGCGUUUGUUUUCGAAUGUAAAAAAAAAUCAAAAUUUUCAUUAGAGCAUAAGGACAUAUUUUAUUGAACAUAAAAUUUAUCUGGUAAAGGAAAAAAAAAAAAUAUGAAAAAACAAAUAUAUGAUAAUUUAUAAUAUUAUAUACGUAAGAAAUUUGUACUAUUGUUUGAAAAUACAUUUUAUAUAUAAAACCGA
Vespa velutina is the source of this 1872-nucleotide messenger RNA. RefSeq names its product threonine aspartase 1-like (gene Tasp1). Gene Ontology annotation, biological process: protein maturation. The record is from RefSeq and is a predicted model, not a curated record. The coding region runs from base 648 to 1700 and encodes 350 amino acids. Gene Ontology annotation, molecular function: threonine-type endopeptidase activity. Lineage: Eukaryota; Metazoa; Arthropoda; Insecta; Hymenoptera; Vespidae. The transcript is spliced from 10 exons.